Messenger RNA from Cetraspora pellucida, 174 nucleotides. The record is from the annotation of a GenBank genome assembly. Lineage: Eukaryota; Fungi; Glomeromycota; Glomeromycetes; Diversisporales; Gigasporaceae.
AUGAGAGAAAAAAAACUCGCACUGAACGAGCUUUAUUACAAGAAAAAGAGGAACUAUUCACCUGAUGAAUCCAAAUCUGUCACAUAUCUGAAAAAAGCAGUGGAAUUGGAACCCAUUAAUCUGGAGUUGGAACCUAAGAAUCUUGACGAUGCAGCGGAAUUAGGUUUAAUCUAA